Molecule: messenger RNA, 1265 nt
Organism: Phytophthora infestans T30-4
Lineage: Eukaryota; Oomycota; Peronosporomycetes; Peronosporales; Peronosporaceae
Exons: 1
Coding region: 55-1170 (371 amino acids)
Source: RefSeq, a predicted model, not a curated record
CUGCAACCCCAAAACCUCAGCUCAUCCAGCGCUCACGUCCUCGAUCUUCUGAAAAUGACGAAAGCAGCUUCGAGACAGACGGCUACCAGCGCCGACGCCAACGUCAACACCAAAGGUGGUAAGAACACUCCUACCGCAGCGAACGCACCUGUGAAACCAGCCAGCGCUAAGGCAACCGCAGCAGCGACGCAGGCUGUCAAGUCUACUGCCACUGCCGAGGCAACUCCAACACGUGAAGUGCAGUUGGCAGGCAAGGCUAACACCAAGACCGCAAACGCUGGCAAGAACGCUAAUGCCGGUAAGGCCCAGCCGGCAACGAAGGACGCGAACACCAAGGGCUCAAAUGCCAAUACGAGCGCCAACAAGCCUACAAACAAGGACGCCAACGCCAAUAAGCAGCCAAAGACAUCCAAGAACGGCAAGCCGAAGCAGCCCAACACAGUCGGUGUGAGUUUCGUGCUGCGUCUGGUGCUUGGUCUGGCACCGGAGAAACGCGCUUCAUGUCAGCUUCUGCGUGAGAUCGUGAGCCUCGAGAAGAGCGGUCGUAUCGUGCUCACCUCGUCGAAUAAGGGCCUUCAGCAGGUUAUUGGCGGUUCUGCGAAGACUGACGACUGCGGAAAGCUCGACGACAACCAGAUCCGCCAGAUGACGCGACAGUCUCAGUCGGACAAGUUCCAGGAAGCCAUGCAGCAGCUUGGUGGUGAACAACUGUACGAUGGGAUCCGAACUCUGCUUAAGGACGCUGGUGACGUGUCUGUGUGGGACGACACUAAAGACAAGUAUGCGCUUCAGGAAAAGAACAUCCGUCCGCGUGCCGGAUCGGCUGAUAAGAGUGUGAAGCCACAAAAAGAGACCACCAAGCAGCCAGUAAAGAAGAGCGCAGCUCCUCAAGUACAGAGCGUAAAGAAACACCAGUCGGAUGGUGCCGAGAAGACGGCACAGACUCCACCACCGGCACCGGCGGCAAUCAAGAAGGAAGACGCGUCGAAGAACAAGGGGAAGCAGUUGAAGAAUGCUGCUCCCGAAAAGAAUGCAGCUCUGGAGAAGAAUGCGUCCCCAUCAAAGAACGCCAUGACGGGGAAGAACGUGACGCCUACAAGCACGCAGAAAUCUGGUGCCAUCGUGAGCGGUGCGCGUGGCGGCCGGGCUGUUGUUUCGAAGGCUAAUUAGAGUCCUAAUCCGAGUGUACGAACUGCGAUCUUUAGCUAGUACUGGAUUCCGAAGAAGCAUUUGCCGAAUAAUAUAAAAAACACGAAUAACUUUCA